Gasterosteus aculeatus aculeatus (three-spined stickleback) is the source of this 3295-nucleotide messenger RNA. RefSeq names its product transmembrane protein, adipocyte asscociated 1 (gene tpra1). The record is from RefSeq and is a predicted model, not a curated record. Gene Ontology annotation, biological process: G protein-coupled receptor signaling pathway. Gene Ontology annotation, cellular component: plasma membrane. Gene Ontology annotation, molecular function: G protein-coupled receptor activity. NCBI's taxonomy places the organism in Eukaryota, Metazoa, Chordata, Actinopteri, Perciformes, Gasterosteidae.
GGUGAGAGUGUCAGCUGACCUCACUGGGAAAAAUUGUUAACGAAACAGCAACAGCAAUGUCCUUUAUCGCUGAUCAAUUUAUUGAUCGAUUACAGCGUGUAUGACAGCGUAUCAAGCAUACGCUUAAUUUACUUCUUAAACAUUUUGCAGCAGUCGUACUACUGAAUUGACUAUUUAUUUGUCCCCCCCAGGGUUCCCGACACCAUGCUAGCCACAGUGACUGCUGUGCUUAGGUUUGCUCAAUACAAUGGCAGUAUUUCACCCACAACCUUUGAGAACACAUCAACAUUCCCAACAUGGCAACCCGAUACUGAGGCCAACAUCUCAAAGCCGCACAAGUGUCUUCAAGUCUUGUACGAGGACAUUGGAGACUCCAGGGUGCGGUUCUGGGACAUUUUACUGCUCGUGCCCAAUGUGGCCUUCUUCGUAUUCCUGAUGUGGAAGCUGCCCUCAGCCCGGGCAAAGAUCAGACAAACCUCCAGCCCCAUCUUUGUCACCUUUUACUUGCUGGUCUUUGUUGUAGCGGCUGUUGGAAUCACCCGGGCCGUGGUGUCCAUGACCGUUAGUGCGUCGAGCGCUGCUACCAUCAUAGACAAAGUGCUGUGGGAAAUCACACGUUUCUUCCUGCUGGCGAUUGAGCUCAGUGUCGUCAUCUUGGGACUGGCUUUCGGUCACCUGGAGAGCAAAUCUAGCAUAAAGCGAGUGCUGGCCAUCACCGCUGUGCUGGCUCUGGGCUACUCCAUCACACAGGGCACACUAGAGAUCCUGUAUCCUGACAGCCACCUGUCCGCUGAGGACUUCAACAUCUACGGUCACGGGGGACGGCACUUCUGGUUGGCCAGCUCCUGCUUCUUCUUCCUGGUGUAUUCUUUGAUUGUGGUGUUGCCUAAAACUCCAGUGAGGGAGAGGAUAUCUCUUCCGUCAAAGAGGAGUUUCUAUGUGUAUGCCGGCAUCCUGUCUUUACUGAACCUCGUGCAGGGCCUUGGCAGUGCCCUGCUAUGUGCUGGAAUCAUAGAGGGACUCUGCUGUGUGGACAUCACCACCUUCCUGUACUUCUCUACCUUCGCGCCGCUCAUUUAUGUCACAUUCCUCAAGGGCUUCUUUGGUUCAGAGCCCAAGAUCCUGUUCUCUUACAAGUCACAGCUGGAUGAGCCGGAUGAAAGUGACGUCCACCUUCCCCCGACUGUCGCUACAACCAUUGGCCGUAAGGAGCUGACUGACCAGGGCCUGUUCUACUCCUCCACCCAGAUUGACGGCUCUGGUCCCGGCAGCUCUCGUAUGGUGGGAGCGUACCUGGAUGAUGUUGCUUCCGGGCCCUAUGGGUCCAGCAGCAUUAACGGCGUUGACGCUGACCGCUGGAGACCUGUCAAUGUGUGAAUGAAACAAAGAGGAGAAUGGAAGAACAAAGCAGAUUAUACAGCUGGACUGAGAUUUUGUGCGUGCGUGAUGCAGGGGCGCCCAAAUAAAAAAAAGAAACAAAGAAGUUGGACACCAAGGACUGUUGAUCUUGGUCUUGCUUUGAGGCCCAGAUAAGUUAAAGAGCCAAUGAUCUGGAGGCCUGAGAUUUAGCUACUGCUUUUGUAACACUGUUGCCAGCGUGCUCUGCUGCUUUGGCGUCACACUAUGAGUACCGUUCCUGAUUGUGCCGCCGUAUGGAUUUUGUUCAACGUGCGUGGAUGUGGGCGCCGACUGAUUCGGCUCACCUCAUAUUCUGUCAUUCCCGCAUCGAGCAACGACUGCUCCAUCCCCAAUAAUUAAGUUUUAACCCCAUUUUAAGUAUCAAAGUCUUUUCAAAUUGGACAUUUGUAUUCGCCAUUACUCAUCUGUACAUUCCAACUAAAAGCUUUGAGUAACAGCAUCUAAACUCACUUUGUCUACUGCCCUGUAUUAGAUGUGUGGCUUAACUGGCUGACUCUUUACAAAGGGAAACGACCGGCGCUGGUUCAUUUUGAAAGGAGUUCUGUCUUACGGAAAGGAUUGUGUGAUGUUUGCCACUGCAAUAUGAUAAGAAAAUCUGCAUUACCUAGGUACAGGCAUGGCAUUGACCCUCAAGAUCACAAUCCAUCUGUAAUGCUCUCCAGUGUGAAUUAACUAAACACCUAUGCGAAUCUCCAUUUGGAUCUCAGUUAUGAGCUUUUUUUUUUAAUCUGUCUUUUGUUUCCGCUAUUAUUUAUUUCAGACUUUUGCUUUAAUUUCGUAUACAUUUGAAUCAUUCCUGCUACUGAAGGCACAUUUGCUAGCUUCACAGCCCUUUUAGAAUGACUUGUUAUGUGUGUGUGAUUUGAACCACAAACUUUUUUGUUCAUUCCAAAUUAGACAUUCCCUCAUUCCAUAUCGGCAUAUGUGCCUCAGCUCUGCUUGCUUUUAACAGGGGUGCUGAUCCAAAGCUUUUAGUUAUUAUUAUUAUUAUUAUGUUUAUGCCAAUAUCUAUUUGUCCCGUGGUUGGAUUUUCCAGAGUGUUCUUAAGGUGCUCAAAUUAUACCAUAAACAAUAUUGCGAAAUGUUAUGGUUUCAAAUCAUGGUAUUUAUACAAUGUAAUUAAAUAGAUCUUAUCUACAUAUUAGGAGAGGCUCAGGUACCUGGUAUUUCCGAGAAUGUUCAUUAUAAGACAGUGUCGAGAGAAAGCUACUGGACUGUGGCAGAGCAAACUUUCCUCUAUUAUCAAUUUUGGUUGUCAAGUUUUUUUUCUUCUUUGUUCAGCUGGUGAAAUACAUUAUUUUACAUCUAUUGGUAACAGUGAAAUAUUAUACUGUAUUCUUCAUAAACAUUUCCUUUCUCCUACCAAGAAAGAAUGAUAAAUGCAUGUGUUCCCUGAAAAGUCUCUAUCUUUGGUAUGAAUGGUUUAGUCUAUUAAAGCCAGCCAUAUUCAUAGAUAGUGGUCACUUGGAUGCAGGACAAAUAGAGAUACGUGUAUUUUGUCAUCAUUUUAAAGCAACAACAUUGUACAUAAUUGGUAUGUAUCAAAGUAAUGACAGUAUUUACCUGACUCAUAGAAAUAUGAUCUAUUCAAAUUUAAGUGCCGGUGAUUACUGCUGUAUAACUUGGGAGUUAGAAUAGUGAUCAGGAAGUUAGUUUGCUGAAUCACUACAUGCAGUUGACAAUAUGCAAUUAUUAUCAAGGUCCUCUCUCAAUAGAUUUUUGAUUAUGAAAUCAUUUUGCAAAUGAUCUGUAAUUUUGCCUUUUUAAAUGCAUUGAUUGUAUAACAUUCAGCCCUUACUAAUGUAACAUUUUAAAGCAUUCCUUGACCAACAGAAUAAACCAUGGACUCUCAAUUGUUUGCAGCGAUUGAACAUCA